Messenger RNA from Aphanomyces astaci, 192 nucleotides. RefSeq lists its product as hypothetical. Bases 1 to 192 code for a protein of 63 amino acids. NCBI's taxonomy places the organism in Eukaryota, Oomycota, Saprolegniomycetes, Saprolegniales, Verrucalvaceae. The record is from RefSeq and is a predicted model, not a curated record. The transcript is spliced from 2 exons.
AUGGUGGGGCUCAUCUUCCUCGACCAGAACCGGAACCCGAACAUCCAGUUCUCCCAGAAGAUCAUGCACACGCGCAUCUACGGCCAAGUCACGAGCGUCGUGCUGCUCCUGAGCACCAUGGCCAUGUACGAUUACAUGUCCCGUCGAGGCCGCUUUGAGUGCUUAAGCGGCAAGGGGGGCGUUCACCGGUGA